Messenger RNA from Phanerochaete carnosa HHB-10118-sp, 159 nucleotides. RefSeq lists its product as uncharacterized. The record is from RefSeq and is a predicted model, not a curated record. NCBI's taxonomy places the organism in Eukaryota, Fungi, Basidiomycota, Agaricomycetes, Polyporales, Phanerochaetaceae. The coding region runs from base 1 to 159 and encodes 52 amino acids. The transcript has 2 exons.
AUGAAAUCACAGCAAGGAACAGCCGGACGGCGGCCUGCCUCCGUCGAUGCUCUCAGACGCCUGAAGACGAUAAAGGCGGGGCAAGCCGCGACGGCACAGAACGUGAGCUACAUCUCGGCCAUGGGCAGCGGCGUCAUCGCCAUCUCGGGUCUGAGCUAG